Rhipicephalus microplus (southern cattle tick) is the source of this 849-nucleotide messenger RNA. RefSeq lists its product as uncharacterized. NCBI's taxonomy places the organism in Eukaryota, Metazoa, Arthropoda, Arachnida, Ixodida, Ixodidae. The record is from RefSeq and is a predicted model, not a curated record.
UUUCCAAACUCCUCUACAAGUGCAGGCGUCGCUGCGCCAGAGCCCAAAUGAACAAGUCCACUUCCACGAACAAUACCGCUUGCCAUGUGAGGCAGACGCACGAAGAGAAGACAGAAAUCACAUUUUAUUCGUUUGCAUAGCUGCGCAAGUGCUUCAUAGUACAUGUGCGAGCAGUGAAAUUACUGUUGAAAUGAGUGUGAAAGUCAUUGUUCUGGCAUGGGUAAGCGUCCUGGCAAUUACCGAACAAGUUGAGGGGGAAAAUCGGACGUGCGGUGACCUUGAGGUCUACGUCACGGAUGGCCGGCUGAGGUACGACCACUUCUGCAAGCCCUGGACAACGCUCAAGUGGCACCUUCGUAGGCCCCGCUGGUGUCUUUGCAAACAUGGAUACGUGCGGAACGCCUGGGGUCGGUGCAUCACCAUAGCGGACUGCCACCGAUGCAGUCACCAUCCGCACACAGACUACGACCCUUGUUCUUCAGCGUGCCCAGCCUUCUGCGACAAACCACUGCCUAGGAGGUGUACCAGAAACUGUGUUCCAGGCUGUGCCUGCGCUCCUGGAUUUGUAAGGCACCCUUACGUCCCAUGGGUUGAGUGUGUCCCGGUCACGUCUUGUGCGCCGCGGUGCCCGCCACACUCUACCUUCCACGUCUGCACGUCGAGCUGUGAGCCGCACUGCCACGCCCCAAAGCCGAGCGAGUGCAAGACCAGGUGCCAGAAUGGAGGCUGCGUCUGCAACGCCGGUUUCGUGAAGGCAUACAACUGGGGAGAAGAGAUAUGCGUGCCCUGGCACGACUGCCAAGUGACGAGACAUUAAACUUGAACUGCGAAACAGCAUUCCUUCUCAAA